Messenger RNA from Rhagoletis zephyria (snowberry fruit fly), 504 nucleotides. The record is from RefSeq and is a predicted model, not a curated record. NCBI's taxonomy places the organism in Eukaryota, Metazoa, Arthropoda, Insecta, Diptera, Tephritidae.
AUGGAGGCCUUCCUCGUUGCCCAGGAGGAGCAACGGGCCGGGCAGAGGAAUGGAGAUGGUCGUGGAGAUCUGCAGGCGAUGCGGCUGCUUGCCAUUCGACAGGCCGAGGAGGAAGGUCGCCGUCUGCGGCGUAUUCUCCGGGAGCGACAGCUGAUGGUGGAGGACCAACGCCGUCAGCUGCGACAGGCGCUAGAGGAGCGACGAGCCGAGGAGGAGGAGCAGCGCCGUCGACUGCUGCUGCGAGAAACGGAAGCGGAAGCGGAAGCCGAAGAGCGACGACGCCGGACUGAACAAGAGGAAGAGGAGGAGGAGGGGCACCACGAGGGCNCCGAGGAGGAAGGUCGCCGUCUGCGGCGUAUUCUCCGGGAGCGACAGCUGAUGGUGGAGGACCAACGCCGUCAGCUGCGACAGGCGCUAGAGGAGCGACGAGCCGAGGAGGAGGAGCAGCGCCGUCGACUGCUGCUGCGAGAAGCGGAAGCGGAAGCCGAAGCCGAAGAGCGAUGA